This is a messenger RNA of Colletotrichum abscissum, 123 nucleotides long. RefSeq lists its product as uncharacterized. The record is from RefSeq and is a predicted model, not a curated record. The transcript has a single exon. NCBI's taxonomy places the organism in Eukaryota, Fungi, Ascomycota, Sordariomycetes, Glomerellales, Glomerellaceae. Bases 1 to 123 code for a protein of 40 amino acids.
AUGCCCGAUAGAUUCUCACUUUAUUUCGGGAGAGAGACGCCAACGCGAUGGCAAAUAUGCAUGCAGCCGCGAUACCACCUAGCUGUCCUGGAAAUCUCGCUCUGGGAGAACGCGAGAGGAUGA